Diuraphis noxia (Russian wheat aphid) is the source of this 660-nucleotide messenger RNA. RefSeq lists its product as uncharacterized. The record is from RefSeq and is a predicted model, not a curated record. Lineage: Eukaryota; Metazoa; Arthropoda; Insecta; Hemiptera; Aphididae.
CUACCUCUACCUUCUUAUUCGUGCCUAUAUAAAUAGGGUUGGUAGCGUCCAAAACGAGUCUUUCGUCACAAUUCACGUCAUGUAUUCCAACGCCAAACACGUCGCCCCUACGGCGGUCCUGAUCCUAAUCCUGUGCGUUUUGAGCACGGACCAAACUCUGUUUUCCCGGAAGAAGUCAAGUACACCCGUUUCACCUGCAGUCGAUAAUGUUGCCCAACAAUCAAAGCCAGUUCCACAAAAAGAAAAAUCACAUUGGUGGCAAAUGAAGUUUAAGCCAGCAGAAUCUAGUGACAAUUUUGUACCAAAUCAAGCGGCCGUACCUAUACCUGUACACCAAAAGUUGCAAUCUAUCUUUGAAACUCAUUUAAAUUCCGACGUGAAAUGGGUACCGUGCCUGUGCCCAGUGCGUAAGGGUGAAAAUGCUAAACAUCAUCAUCAACAACAACAGCCACAGCCACAACAACAACAACAACAACAACAAAAAUACGGGACUUCGUAUUACUCUUCGACCACGGCCCAAACACCAUCCGACUUCUCCAACAACGACGUGCCACGUUUUAUAUUCUCAAAUUAUCCAAUUGAGACUUGAAAAAAUGUUUUUUUCACGUUGUACCUUAUAAUCAUUUAAUUUAUUUUAAUUAAAGCAUUAAAUUAUAUUUA